This is a messenger RNA of Acanthaster planci (crown-of-thorns starfish), 4092 nucleotides long. RefSeq names its product TBC1 domain family member 22B-like. NCBI's taxonomy places the organism in Eukaryota, Metazoa, Echinodermata, Asteroidea, Valvatida, Acanthasteridae. Gene Ontology annotation, biological process: activation of GTPase activity. Gene Ontology annotation, molecular function: GTPase activator activity. The record is from RefSeq and is a predicted model, not a curated record.
GUCCGCAGAUUGUUGACGUCAACAGAUCAAAUAUGGCAGCUGUGUAGCUCAUGUACAUUUCCGUGUUUUACCCUGUCGCUGGAAUUUUUGCAACGACUCCUGCCAUUGCGCCCCUUUCUUGCCAUACUAAUUGGCAGAUUUUACGUAAUGGCAUCUGCCAAUGAGAACGUGCGAGUCCCAGCAGGUGUUAGUUCUGGAUUUGGGAGUAAAGGGUCGGGGAAGAAGGCUACACAUUGGAAGAAGAAUUCGGAGCGCCUGCCCGGCAGUAUUAAACCUGUGUACAGUGCCAAAUAUCCACCCAGUGAAAUCUUCAACCAAACGCAAAUGAGGGACCAGGCCGGUGUCAAAGCCCGUCCCAAACAAAAGGACGCUUUUGCUGCCUUCGACAGCAAGACCAGUGAUGCCUGGGAAGUGAACGACGAGGAGCUGUUGAUGCUGAAAGCCCGAAAGCUGUCCCUGGAGAAACAGCGGACUGAGCAGGCAGAGCGGGCCGCCCAGCAAGCCCGGGCGCUUGAGGCAAGAAUCCGGCCCGACGACGAUGCGGCGGGGUCGAUGAGCAGAGAUGUCUCAGAAGGGAGAGCAGAGUCUCAGGAAACCCCACCAUCCUCCCCCUCGUUACGGUCCGGGGUUCCUGGCCUAGCUGUCCGGCAGAACUCUGACCUUGAGGCUCCCAUACCUUCCUCCCCAAUUAGAAUCAGCCCAAUGCCCAUGCCGGCCAGGGAAGUGGGCAAGCUAGCCAAGUUCAGACAGCUCCUGAGUGGCCUUAACACUGAACUAGAUGAACUAAAGAAGCUUAGCUGGUCUGGAAUUCCCAACGCUGUCCGUCCCACAGCUUGGAAACUUUUAUUGGGUUAUUUACCAACCAACACGGACAGACGAGAGCUGACGUUAGAACGGAAACAAGAGGAAUACUUUGGCUUUGUGGAGCAGUACUACGGCACAAGGACCGACUCGUUACACAGGGACAUGUUCAGGCAGAUCCACAUAGACAUCCCAAGAACCAACCCUCUAGUCCCAUUGUUUCAGCAACCAAAAGUACAAGAGAUUUUUGAACGAAUCUUGUACAUCUGGGCCAUUCGACAUCCUGCCAGUGGGUAUGUGCAAGGCAUCAACGAUCUCGUCACACCCUUCUUUGUGGUAUUCCUCACUGAACAUACAGCUGAGAAUGUAGACGUCACAGAAGACUUUGACAUCUUGACGUUAGCAUCAGACAAGAUUCGCGAGGUGGAGGCGGAUACAUUCUGGUGCAUGAGCAAACUAUUGGAUGGCAUACAAGACAACUACACCUUUGCCCAGCCGGGAAUUCAGGCAAAGAUCAACUCACUCAAAGAGCUUGUGCAAAGAGUCAACGCUCCUUUGCACCAUCAUCUGCUCAACCACCAAGUCGAAUAUCUCCAGUUUGCCUUUCGCUGGAUGAACAACUUGCUCAUGAGGGAACUGCCUUUGAAAGGAACGAUACGCCUCUGGGACACCUACAUGAGCGAACCUGAGGGUUUUGCAGUGUUCCAUCUCUACGUCUGUGCUGCAUUCCUCAUCAAAUUUGCCGAUGCCGCCAUGAAAGAAAAAGACUUCCAGGGGAUUAUGCUAUUGCUUCAGAACCUACCGACAGCCAACUGGACCAAUCAAGACAUCAGCCUCUUGCUAGCCGAAGCCUACAGUCUCAAAUACAUGUUUGCGGACGCGCCAAGACACUUGAACCAGCAGGCAAAGAAAUGAGACUUCCUACUCGUAGCCGCGGAACCGACACACUGAGACUUGUGGAAAGGUACUGUCUACCUGACCCUGACACGAAUCCCAAAAUUCAAAGCUGGUUGAAGACUGCAGCUGAUUCAACAUGUUUGGAUGCACUGACAUAGGUUACAUUUUUUCACAUUCAUUUUGCAACUUGCUUGUUGGGACUUGGCCAUGGUAAAAUCUCCUCGUUCUUGUAUGGAUACCGAUGAAAAGGCAAGCAGAUUGUCCCUCAGGCUGCUGAAUUUUUUCCUAAAAUGUACGGGAAAGCCGCAUUAGUGUUUUGAUUUCCUUGAAGAAUGGUGCGACCCCCUCUAACUGUACCUUGAAACAGGGUCUCGCAGGCAUCACCUCUGUUGAAUUGCAGACCUACACAAUGUGACGUUACGCCAACUUGAAGUCGAGUCACAGGUCAAGUCCAUUCACUAUUGUGGCCACACGUAGUGGGACAAACAGAGAGGACUGCCUUGGUUCUGAUUCAUUUGAAUAGCUUGUGAUGUGAUGUGGGCGUGGAUGACAAGGGAUUACCAUGAGAGGACUUGUGGACUCAACUAUGACACUUUGAAUAAGUGCACUGCAGCGAACCCACAUUUUUGUGCGCAUUCUGUUGAAAAAUUUCUUACGGUUAUUUGAUGCCAUUUUCAUGCAUGAAAUGUCUGCAAGUGCACACAGCAACUCUUACAUUUUCCACAAAGAGCCCAGAAGGUAGCAUCUUGAAACAAAGAACGUGUUGCUCGUGUCACUAAGAGAACCAACUGUCCUAGUAAGAUUCCUCACUUUUGAUACAGUGGUAUCGUGUCAUCUGGCAGAUGGUCCAAUACAGUGCCGGUGCAACUGUACUGAGACAAGCCCAUGUUUAAGUGGGAAUGCGAUUGAAAACAUGGUCCUUUCCCCUCAAAUUAUUCACAUUGGAUCUGUAAGUUUCCAAGUUGUGAAUUACUCAAACGUUGCUGUUGGAUAUGUACAUGUACUUGAAAACACAACCAUUCUGAAUGUUCCUCGUGAUUUUCUUGACAUUUCUACAUGUUUUGGUUCAAGGAAAGUUCCUGGGCCUAUUCCUAAAUGAGGUUUAUGCUGUGUGCAAGCACCAACACAAACCCCAUUGUUUUACGCUGAUUUAUUUCAUGGGAAGCCAUCAAGCGUACUCCACGCCAUACAGGUUUAAGGCAUAUAUGCUUCUUCCCAGGGGGGGACGUUUUUCCUGUGUUUAUCUCUCCUUUAUUUACGGAGUCUGUAUGAUCAGUACAUUCUUACAGUUAACAACAAUAUUAUUCUGGAAUGAAUAAUCAGGGAUCUCGGAUGUCUGGAGCAAGUGCAUUUCAGAGGAAUGUGGCCAACUACCAUGACAUGUAGAAUGGGAUGAUUAAUUCUAAGCAUGUCAGAAUUUAACCAAUGUAGCAUUCUCCUUGUUAUGCAAAUGAGGUAAAACCCAAACCGUUAGUCAUUUAUACCUGACAGCUAGAAUCAUUCAACUUUGGCCCAAAUAUUAUGUGCCCACCUUUCAUUUUGAGAAAAAUGCAAAAAACCUAAAAUUUAUAAGGGGUAGGACUAAUUUUGUUUCACUGUAUGCUCUCACUUCAUUGCAAGUGAUCCUGUGAUAUUCAAGCCAAACAUUAACCACAUCCGUACUCCAGGGCAUUCAUGUUCACCUUUACACCAUGGCUUGGCUUUAAACAAAGUUUGCCGCAGUAUCUCAAGGCAUAGAAAACAAAGACCCACCCAAAAUGAGACAGUGCCGGCGGGCAUGGAGUUUGUAAUACACAGCAUUGAACGUCACAAGGAACGUCACAAGAAACUUGCUUCAGGACGCAGAGUACCACUCGAGCUGAAUCAGAUUUGAAGUCUGAAUUGCAGUCAAAAUGAAGGCACUUAUUCGUACUAAGAUUUAGCAUGACUUUUUUCUUGCAGAUUUUUUUUCUUUUCCGGCUGUUGUCAACAGCUCAAACUUAUUUCACUCUGUAGCAUUUAUAGUUGAAUGGAAAUUAUUAUUAUUGAGACGUGAAUAUUUGGAAAGCAGUGGAAAUUUGCCAAUGUGAAUUUAUUUAUAUUUUAUAUUAUAAAAGAAAUCCUGUAUGUUUUCUGCCAUGAAAGAGAUGUUCUUUUAUUUGGAGUGAGAUAUCACAAAGCUUGCUUAUUUGAUACAGCAUGGUAGACAAGUCUAGUACAUGUAACCGAGAUUUUGUACGAGAAGUAAUGCUUCAUUCACAAUGGAUUCGAAUGAAAGACACAAAAAAAUGGGAAAAUUGCAAUUGUGGCCGACUAACCUUUGGAAGUCUGGAGACAUGUUUCAGUCGUGCUUGGAACGUAUUAAAGUUGGCCAGAGUGGACGGCUUAGUUCCACUAGUUUGACUUCUCUGGAAA